GCAACUCUAAACCAAUUACCAUAGCAACAAAAAUGUACACAAACAAGCGGAACCAGCAGUAAUAUUUUAACGCCCAAUAAGCACAUCCGCAAAAAGAAUAAACUUUAUUUUCCAUUAAAAUUAACCGUGAAGAGAGAAAUAGCUUAAAAACUGUUAUCGACAUGACUGAAUCACCAACUACAGCUAGUUACUUCAAUAUAUUUAUUACCGGACAAUUGGAAGCAAUGGAAUUCCCGUUAGGUCCAAAUGCAGCGGAGGUUUUCUGCCGGUAUGAAGUGAUAAGCGGACCGGAUUGGGAGUUAGUGUCGGGCGCUCAAAAUGGCAUUUCACAAACAGCAUCGAAUAAGAAUGGAUAUUUUAAAGAUAAAAUAGUAUUCAAUUUUCCUUUGGAAUGGACAUUUAAGAGUACAACGCCAUAUGGUUGGCCACAAUUGAUCAUAUGCAUAUAUGGCAAGACGCGCUGGGGUGUGGAGACGGCAUUGGGUUAUAGUCGCAUCAAUUUACCCGUUUUUGGUGCUGCUACAGACAGUUCUAUUGUGGCACCAAUACUCAUACCAAAAAAUAGCAAUAUGGUAGCAGAAAUGGCUAGUUGGAUAACAGGACGCAAUCCAGAAUUGAAGGAUCCAAAAACUUUGCUCAGCAGUGGGAAAUUAAAAGGCAUUUCAGCGGAGUCUUAUGGCGUAGUUAUAUUUAAACUUUCAACUAUAUUAAGGGGUACUGAUCGAUUGGGUUAUGAUUGGGGUUAGAUUAAACUUUUUCUACUUUCACUUGAGAUUAAGCUUUCCAUUCAUGCCAAUAAAUAUCAAUGUUGCGCGUUAAAA
Messenger RNA from Ceratitis capitata (Mediterranean fruit fly), 821 nucleotides. RefSeq names its product B9 domain-containing protein 1 (gene B9d1). The transcript is spliced from 3 exons. Lineage: Eukaryota; Metazoa; Arthropoda; Insecta; Diptera; Tephritidae. Gene Ontology annotation, cellular component: MKS complex. The record is from RefSeq and is a predicted model, not a curated record. Gene Ontology annotation, biological process: cilium assembly. The coding region runs from base 162 to 746 and encodes 194 amino acids.